GUGACUUCCCAUGACGUCACAUAAAAAAAUCAAUGUGAAGGGCUGCCAUUUUCUUUCAUUCCAUGAUAUCCGAAAAGCCGAUUUCAAGAAGAAACAAGCGUAUAUUACAGGAAUUGCAGGGCCUGAAUAAUUGAGAUUGUUUGAUAGCACUUGGGCGAUGUUUUGAAGGUUUGUUUGAGGCAUGGCAUUUGAAGAAAACACCACUCCUUUACGCUGAUUGUCAACAUAGACAACUCCAUCCUAUCACAUGGUCUCAGCUCCGAUAUCUAGGAUCUCCAUAUGACGAUGGCCACUGAAUCACUUCUUCAGCCACAAGAUUCGCGGGGCAUUGGCAUCAAAGGGGCAGUCCUGUGUAAACAGUCUGAGAUCGAGGAGGAUGAACAGGACACAAGCCCUGGGUCCGACCAAUCGGACGCCACCAUCACCUCUGCAGAUAAAGAUGUUCAAGAUCAAGGUGACAAUGCUCCUGAGAUUGUCCAAUCAGAUGUCAGUAUUUCAGAAGAGCCAAACUUGUUGGUCAGUCAGAAUGGAACCCAGAAACUGAAACAGCUGAAGAGGUCGGGAAAGGCGUUUGAAGAGUCCCCCUCCCCUGACCCGCACAUGCUGAUGCCCGAGUCCACUGCCAAUGGCCUGAAUUCAUCUAAUCAGUCUCAGUCAGCAUCUAGAGAGCGCCUACACAAGUGUGAAUCGCAGGGAUCUGAAGCAGGGUCUUCAUGUCUGUCCCGUGAUUCGAGUAUAGAUUCCUCUCCAUACAAAGAUUCUACAGGAAUUAAUCUAGAGGACUUCAUCCACAAAACAAUAAAUAAAUCUCCCAAAGAUAGAAAUAUGUUGCUGAAAUUGGAAACGGAUCUGAUCAACUUUAUUAAUGAGCCCAAGCACCACUACUUAAAAUUUCCUCAGAUGUCUUCAUAUGACAGGAUGCUGGUACACAGGAUUGCAGCUUACUUUGGAUUGGACCAUAAUGUAGACCAGACAGGGAAAUGUGUUAUUGUCAACAAAACCUCCAAUAAAAGAAUACCUGACUUCAGCUUUAAGGAACAUAUUGAUAACCUAGAGUCUGGACCUAAAGUCAAGUCCAUUAUUCAGAGAGAGAACAAGAGUUUAGAUGACCGGGAUGUACGUAUUCACCAAUCACCGCUGGGCUUUCUGAUAUACCCAAGAAAUUUAGACAAACCCUCUUUAGCACACACAAAAGCAAGAUCAUUUGAAGAAAGAAGAAAACGUUAUGAGAAAGUACGGAGUAAAAUUUUCAAUAGCUGUGAUGCUGAUCCAUGCCAGGAGCCAAUGGCAUUUACUGAGGAUGAGAUGAAAAAUGGAAUUCCAAACAUGAUGUAUGUCGGUAAGAAGCCUAUUCGUCCUUCCAGUAUCAGUAAGAGCUCAGAGGGCCACCCUUGGAGUUCCACGGAUUCAAGUGGGUAUGGAACAGAUUGCUCUUCCAAAUCCAAAGGAAUUCCAAAGGCCAAUAGCUUUGGUGGAAUGUCUCAGGCCCACUCACAACAUAUCAAGACUGCCAACAAGAGUCAGAGUCUGUGUAAAGCAGACUCAAUGAACUCUGGGACAGCUAGCCCGGGUUUUCAAAGACAUUUUGCUACACCUCCAGGCAGUCGAUCUGGAAGCUCUCCUCUGUCGUGUGGUAGCUCUACUGGUCCAGUACAGUCCCCGAUACAUCAGGGUUUUCUAUCGAGUCAAGGACAGAAUCAAGCAUUAUGGGUAGCCUCUGAUUACAGAAAUAUCCCACCAGGUGCGAUCAUCAUCAACCCUCAGACAGGUCAACCCUACUCUAACCCAGAUGGCAGUGUGUAUACCUACAAUCCUAACAUGCCCCUCCCCAACGGCCAGCCGUCUACGUCAGUGUUCCAGGCAUCAGAAGUCUGGACGCAGAGCUCGGUGCAGGAUGGGGUGACUGGGACAGAGCUGUGCAAGCACCUGUCAGCGAUGAAUCUUAGUCAGCAAUCAUCCCUGGACAGUGUGGGUGAACCCCCGGGGCCCCACAACAGUGUCCAGUAUGUGGUUGGGGGACAGAAUCAGAUACCAUCUGUUAACAUACCUCAGCAGUCUUAUCCAGUUGCCCAGCCUCCAUUUUAUCAGGGUUCACAGAAUGUUAAUGGACAACCAGCAGUCAGAUACCUGUAUCCCAUUAAUUACCAAAAUCAAUGUCAACAUCAGAUGUCUGGUGACAUGCAAAAUCAGACUUUUCCCGCGUGUUCUACACAAGGCUUUGGGAGUCAGUAUGGAGCAUCGUACAACACAUACCCUGUAGUGGCCACUCAAGCAAUGGACACAUUUAACUACUCACAGACUGCCUACCCCGUAGCCCACAGUGAAAACAAUGUGACCUAUUCCUCUUACCCUGUGCAAUAUUCCUCAGGGCAGCCACCGCCCCAACAAGUGUUUUAUCCUAAUACACCAAAUGUACAGCAAGGAAUGACAAACUACACAUUUGGAACAAAUCAAGGACAUUACCAAACCUCCCCACCUAGUCAGCAGACCCUUCCCAGUGCUAAUGGACAUGUUCAGACUGUCCCUCAGGGUGCGGGAGUCAUCCCCCUCCCAGGAAAUCUCCCCACCCCCACCUCAUCACAGUAUGUGUAUCCACCAAUUCCUCAAUUCCAGGGGCAGCCACGCGUGGCCAGCCCUCAAAUAGUGCAGUAUCAGACAGUGCAGAACCAGGCUGGACUGAACCCGACGGGAAAUCCCACACAGCCAUUUCCUGUCAUUCGUGGCCUGCAAAUGAAUGUGCAAGUGCCCCAGAUUCCAGGCAUGGUUUCGCAAACACAGAGUGUACCCCAAGGCCCGGUGACGGUCAGUGCCAAAGGAUGCACAUUCGAAACUACACUGCCAAAAAAGGACUCUGACAAGCAGGAGUAUGUUCUAGGGGGGAUAGGGAGCUUAGGAUCACCACUUGUAGCUGGACCCAGACAAUUAGGACAGAUUCUUAGGCCACCUACACAGAUUCAGACAGACCUUCAACUGAUAGGACAGCCCAGUAUACGACCACAGAUUCCAUUACAGCCAGUACUUCAUCAGCAAAAACCAAGAAUGUCAAAUCAGCCAAGUAGCAAACCCCCGAAACUAAAGCACUCAGGCAGCAAGGACGGGUCCGAAUCCUGCUCCUCCCACAGUUUUGAUUGUGAGAGUCCCUCAGCUGAAUGCUUAGAAGUAUAUGGUGUACCACCAGGCCUGUGCAGACUGGAAGUAGAUGAGAUGCUUUCUGAUUUAACAUCGCUAGGAGUUCAAAUCGAACUUCAAAAUGAAGACAGUGAAAUGCAGACAAUUCUAGCUCUGCUCCCAAGUAACUUAGCUGCAGCUGAUCUCAUAAAAACCCAUAGUAACGGAAACUAUCAGCUACGAUUGUGCAAUUCGGAUAUUUAAUUAGGAUGUGUUAUAGGUUCAUAUUUUUAUACUUCAAUUUUAGUGAGUGAUGAUCAUGUGCAAAGAAAAAAAUCUCAGUGGAAUUUUGUUCAUUUAGAAUUAGAAAAAUGAACAUAAAACAUAGGGUGAUGGAUGAGGGCAUAAAGAAAGAAUAUUGUAUAGUGAAAAACAGAUCCUAAAGGUCAACAUUUUAAGAGUGAAAAUAGUAUUUUUACUGUCCAUGUUUAAAUAUUGUUGUUAGGUUUAUACUUAAUAUAUUUAUAUCCAAGUUGAUUUUGAAGAUAUAUAAUGUGGUCUAAGAAUAACGAAAAAUGUUAUGGUUUUUUUUUUUUAAAGAAUAUUCAUUAGCGACUGUUUCCUCUUUUUACCAUCUGAAAUUUGAUAUUCUGUGUAUAUUGUCAGGGUGUUCCUCGGAAUCUCAUUUUUUAUUUUCUAUUUUUGGGUUUAUUUCUGUUCAGUUGUCAGUCAGUGAACUGAUAGUAUGGUUUUCAUCAGUGUGUUUCUGUACUUCUACAUUGGUGUUUAACCCCCUUACCAUGUGUCUCUUCACACACCCCUUUUCCCAUUCAUAAUUUAGCUCAUUCAGAGAAUUUUUGUUUUUAAAUUUGACGUUGAUUUUUUCUUCUAUGAAUAAGCAAGUAUUUUUAAAGUACACGUAAAAUAGAAAAGGGGCACCAACUGAAGUGAUGUGAAGAUUAGAGGUUGGAGUCCUAUCGCAUUUCUUAAAUUACAUAGUUUUCAGAAUUAUUGUGUGCUGUUUGCAGAAACAGAAAUAUAUGCAGCCUUUUUUCUCUUGAUAGUCUUUUUUUACUAGGGAGUUAUAACACUUAGGUAAUGUUGAGAACCAAUGCAUACAUUAAAAAGGAAACAGGACUUGGUGUAUUUUUAACUCACCUGAGCUAUAAGCUCAAGUUAGCUUUUUGAUCACCUGUUGUCCAUUGUCUGUAAACUUUUAACAUUUUUCACUUCUUUUCUAGAACCAUUGGACCAAUUUCAACCAAAUUUGUGAUAAAGCAUCAUUAGAUAAAAGGGAUUCAAAAUUGUUCAGUUAAAAGGUCACACCCUUUUCAAAAGUGGAGAUAUCCGAGUAAUAGUGAAAUUAUGGGGACAUCUUUUAUAAAUAUGAGUCAGGUCAUAAUAUGGGUUCAAAAUUUUUUAUGGGAAUAAAGAGGGUUACAGGACCAGGUGGACUUGGGUGAGCAUGGGCUUCUUGUGCAUAUAUCAAGAAUCCUUGACCAAAAAAAACCCCCAACUUUCAGCUGACCUAGAUCAUACUUUAUCUCUUAGUGUGAAUAAAUAAAAAUAUUGGUAUAAUUCAUUCUGAUUAGAGCUGAAGAAAAAUAACGCACAAUUUAUCUGUAUAUGAAAAAUGUUUUGGAAUGCUAAUAGGACUCCAUCUUUAAGAAGAUUUUUUAAAUUUUUUCCUUGACACUUACAAAUGAUAUUUGUAAUUGAUACCGGGAUCCAUGACAUUAAGGUGUUAGUACACCAGGAGAACUACCAGUGUAAUCCCAAUAAGUUUAUUUUCUAUGCACCCUACCAAUGUGCCUAGUUCUGUUUUCAUAGAGAAACCACACAGUAUUGAUGUCAGAAAAAUAACAUUUCUGUCUACUGGAGAUAAGAAUUGUAUAAUAAUUAGUAUUAUAUUAGUGUGAUCUUUUUCAGUUCCUUUGGCAUGCAUACUGUUUAGUUCUGUGAUGGGAUCAGUUUUCGUUCCUUACUUUUGUGAUCUCUCGACAUUGCUUUAAGUAUACGCAUCAGUUGCCAGGAGCAGCACCCCUUCCUUAUAAAGGCCUCCACAUUUUAGCAACCCCCCCCCCCCCCCCCCCCUCUUCUCCUCCAGAACACCUUUAUGAUUAAGUAUACUGCUGCUCAUUCAACCAAUUUCGAGUCCUCAUUUAAGAAUUGCCCACAGCUGACAUUUUAUGAUGAGUGCUGGUCUUGUGUUGUACAUGUGUAAUUUGUGUUUAGCCACCGGUCCGUGGCUAUGUUGCCGUGUGUACAUUUUUCAUUUCUGUACUGGGGGUUAAACUUUUUAGGGAUAUUAUGAAGAAAUCAAAAACUUAGUAAAACAAAUGCCUUCUGACAUAAUCAAAGUAGCAACUCAGGUCAAAAUGUAUUUAUGUACUGAUGUCAUUCAUUCUGUGUGCUAUUACUUUAUGUGGACAAAAGCAAAAUAUAGGAAUAACAGAAAAAAUAUUGACCAUGGAAAAAUGACUUGUAAUUUUCAGUGAAUAAGACAGUAGGUUGUCUCGGACAAGAGGGAAGUUCCUACUGAUCAUGAUAAAAACAUGACAGAGUACAAAGCCAGACGACAUUCGGAGCUUGGCGGACUACAAAUUCCUUCAGUUGUUAAACAGUUGGCUUCGAUUCUGCUGUUCUGUGAUAGUGAAUGCAGUUGUGAAAUUGUUUAUGUAUUAUGUGUAUUUUCAUUGUCACCAACAAUUAAGUCUGUUUUAGUCAAGUUUUUUUUUUUUUUUUUUUUUUUUUUUUUUUGUUUUUAUAAAUUUUGUUGAUAAUAAAAAGUCUACUGCAUAACAUUA
This is a messenger RNA of Ostrea edulis (European flat oyster), 5915 nucleotides long. RefSeq names its product cAMP-regulated phosphoprotein 21-like. Gene Ontology annotation, molecular function: nucleic acid binding. The record is from RefSeq and is a predicted model, not a curated record. The transcript is spliced from 20 exons. Bases 280 to 3372 code for a protein of 1030 amino acids. NCBI's taxonomy places the organism in Eukaryota, Metazoa, Mollusca, Bivalvia, Ostreida, Ostreidae.